Messenger RNA from Phalacrocorax carbo (great cormorant), 4226 nucleotides. NCBI's taxonomy places the organism in Eukaryota, Metazoa, Chordata, Aves, Suliformes, Phalacrocoracidae. The record is from RefSeq and is a predicted model, not a curated record.
AUGAGCCGCGAGGGGCUGCGGAGGCCCCGCUCUAGCUCGGUGUUUCUUGAUCUCACGACCUUCCUAUGGACUGUGGAAGGAGGGCGGGGGGUCAGAGCUGGCCCCAGAGCCCCGGGAGCCCGGCCCGGGACCCGCUCCUCCUCCCGCUGCCGCGGCACCUGCCGAGUUUGGGUUCCCGCUUCCCCGCCGGGACGGGGCGUUCCCGGCGCUGCUCGCGGCGCCGCCCGGCCCGGCCGUCGGGGAGCGGGCGGUGGCGGCGGGACGGCGGCACCGGCGGCGCCAGCGGCGGCGGCGGCGGCGGGGCCGGGGGAGCCGGGCGGGAGGUACCGGGCGGCGGGAGCGGCGCGGCGCGGCGCGGCGGGAGGGGCGGCGAGCGCCCUGCCCGGGGUGGGAGCGGCGGCGGGACCCGCCGGGACGGAUCCGUGCGUGAGCGAGGACGGACGGGUCCGUGGGGGUGAAACCGCUCAAGAACUCACACAGUCACAGAGGAAUGAGAAGGUGCAGUGUUCAAACCAUGAUGCGACACAUAUGCUUGUUCUCUCCCCUGAUGGGAAGCUUUCCGAGCAGUGGGCUACAGUUUCAGCUGUCUGCUCUAAGACAAGGCUGGUGAAAGAACUAGGAAACCAAGUUAUUGUUCAAAUAGCAUGCGGGGACCAGCAUGCCAUGGCGCUGUCCAGAGGAGGUGAACUUUUCACCUGGGGCCAGAACGCCCACGGCCAGCUUGGAGUGGGGAUCCAAGCCAUGCUCAUCCCCCAGCCACAGAUGGUGCAAAGACUAAAGGGCCUCUCACUUGCUCACAUUGCUGCCGGGGGAGCUCACAGUGCUGCCGUGUCACUCUCUGGAGCUGUGUACUCCUGGGGAAAGAACGAUUUUGGACAGCUGGGACUUGGAGACACAGAAGGCAGGGCCUGCCCUUCAUAUGUUGGAGCGUUAGAGCACUGGAAGAAUGUAUUUAUCUCAUGUGGGGCAGAUCAUACUGCAGUUCUCUCCAAGGAGGGGUUGGUGUGCACCUUUGGAGCAGGAGGGGCUGGCCAGCUUGGUCACAACUCCACCCGGAAUGAACUCAUGCCUCGUUUGGUGGCCGAGCUGUGGGGAGCAAGAGUUUCGCAGGUUUCCUGUGGCAGACAGCACACCCUGGUCUACGCCCCCUCCUUGGACAAAGUCUAUUUGUUUGGUUCUGCUGAGGAAGGACAGCUGGGAGAUGAGAGAAAGCCUGAUCAGUUGAUACCACUUCCCAUCAAUUCAUCAGCGAAUACUGGAAAAUCCUCUCAGAAAAAGAACUGGUCAUGAAAGGUGAUUCAAAUUAUUGCAGUAGGAAACCGAAGUAUUGUCCUUUACAAGAAGAACAAGAAUUCCUAUUUGAAUGGAAUUGCCACUCUGAAGGAUAAGGAAGUGGACACCUGGAUUUCUAAUUCCAGUUCGCAACAUUGGGAGAGUAUAAAAAAGAAUAUCAGACUGAUCUUUUCAUCUGAGGCUUGCAUCAAUGGAAGCUUCCUGGAGAAAAGAGGCAAACAUUUCAAAACUUCCAAAGAAGUCUCAGGUGUAGACAUGUCAGAAGUGCAACGUUUUUAUAAGAAGAUCAGCAAGAAGCCAAAAGUCUUCCAGGAGGUGCAAAACGAGAUUGAGAAGUUACUGCCAUCAUUGUCUUCCUCUCCCAUCUCACCUGAAAAUUUCAGAGUCUACUUGAUCUUGCCUGUCCUUCUGCAGGGAGAAGAUGACAGUUCUUCCCAUUCCCUCGGGCUGCUAGCACAAGCCAUCCAGAAGCUACAGCCGAAGGACCUGCAAACUCUUGAAUGCCUGUGGUCAAAUCUAGGAAUACCCUUUUCCAAGGAGCUGGUGUUCUGUAUCAGAGGGUUUCCCAGAAAAAACCUGUCUCAAUUCAUGAAAGGUUGGAAAAGAAUCCCCUGCAACAUGCACCCAUGUGAAACAGACACUCUGUCAAUACUGCAGAUUCUUUACCAGGUGAACUCCAGAACUGGUUUCAGAGUACAAGAUAACAACUUCUAUGUGCCUCAAGUGAAAGAGAUUAUCAGAUUAUUUUGUUUCUUUAAUGUAGAAGCCUUAUGGAAGCUGACUGAAUAUCCAUGUAUCUUUGACAUGCAAGACAAGAUUGUAAUUCAUAACACAGAAUGCAAUGCCCUGUCCAGCCUCUUUACUUAUACAUACUUAAUACCGAUACGCCAGAAACAUUGGCUUUUUCCAGUCAGAAGACAGUGCCUUCUGCAAGACAGAAUGUUUAAAUGGACCCAUUUAAACAAUGCACCAUGCCAGCAAUUCAGGGAGAUCUUAACGGUGUCGUUCGUGGGCGAAGCGGGACUGGACCAAGGCGGCCUAUCCCAGGAGCUUUUCAGCGUCGCCGCCAGGACCCUCUGCCAGCCCAGCACCGGGGCCUUCCGCCACGUCGCUUCCGGCCUGGUGUGGUUCCCCAGCCAGGCCUCGAGCUGUGACAACACCUUUUUCCAUAUCGGGACACUGUGUGGCAUGGCGCUGUAGAAGAGGUGCACGGCACCCUUCCCCUGCACCAGGGCUCUCUACAAAAAGCUGCUGGGCCUGGAGCCUGCCCUGGAGGACCUCGAGGAGCUCUUGCCAGCCGCAGGCUGGAGUCUUAAGGGAAUUUUGGAUGAAGAAUGUGAUCAUGUCCUUGAGAGCCUGGGCAGGGACUUCACGAUAAUGGAAGAAGGGAUGGUGGUUGUUGAACUUAAAAGAAAUGGUGCCAACAUUCCUGUCACUAAGCAUAACAGGAAGGAAUUUGUUGACUUGUAUGUGAAUUCGGUGUUCAACGAGUUGGUACGGAAGCCGUUUGAGGACUUCAUGCAAGGGUUUUUAAGAGGCUGCCCAGCUAGAAAGUGGAAGAUGUUUCUCCCUAUAAAGCUCCAGAUUGUUCUCCAGGGACACACAAAAUUUGGCUGGCAUCUGCUGGAAAAGAAUGUAACAUACCACCGGUAUAAGUUAGAUCGAACCAUCUGGAAUUUUUGGACAGUGUUUCACAAACUCCCAGAAGAAAAGAAGAAAAUGUUUCUUGCUUUUGUGUCAGGGUCUGAUCAAAUGCCUGGCUAUGGAGUGGAACUUUUAAAAUUUUCUAUUAUAGAUCCUCAAGCAGAAAAUCCAGAUGAGCUCUACCCUUCUGCCAAUACCUGCAACCACGUUUUGUUCCUCUCCAGAUACAGCAGUAAAAGAAUACUCAAGAAAAAGUUGCUCUAUGUCACAGAGCAUAACGAACAUUUUGGCUUGUGCUAAUUCUUGGUCAGGCACACUUUAAAGCAAAAAUAAGGAAACAAGUCUUUGUUUCACUUGUCAUAUUUUUCUUUUAACAACUCCAAUUUAAUGGUUUCUACCCUGCCUUAUUUUUACUGCACUUUAUAAACACUUGAGCGUGUGUAUUCACUGAGAUUUUAUGUUGAUUAUGAAAAGCAGCUUAGACCAAGUACCUGAUUGCUGGAUUAUGAAGUUAGGAAAGAAGAAUCCUAUUUAACAUGCCUUCAAGAAGCAAGCUGAUAACCACGUAUAUUUACAUAUAUGUGCAUCAUGUCUGCACUGUGCUGGUCGUGUUUAGUUGGUGAGCUUUCAGCAGCAGGGAUUCUGUGGUUUGAAUUCUGCCAAACAUACAGCCAGUAUAUGCUAAGUAGUCGUUGCAAGAGGAUGCUAGGGUAAAGUUUUCAUCUGUAUUAGUUAAGGAUUCUCUUGGGGAGCAGCAAAUGCUAAGGAGACACGUUCCUGCAAACUGUGAAUUGGAAGAGCAGUCUGUGCUCACGUGGAUAUGGUCUUCGAUUUAUCUCAGAGAAGCUCUUAGGAUGAGGAUCUGGUCAUUCUUAGGCUUUGUCAAAGCUGUAUUUGUAAAGCAUUAAUGGACUUAAUUAUUUAGUGUGAUAACACUGUGAUAUUUGUCAUGUUUCUUUAUAUAUUCUAAGGAGAUGUUUGGCAAUCAAAAUAUUAGGCUUGCAGAACAGCUCUGCCUACAGAACCCUGUGGACAUGAGGCUUGUGGGGCUGCUGGAGGCUCGUUGUCAAAACAGUGCAUAGUAGUGUCAGGGUAUUGACAAUGUCAAGCAGGAUGUGUAUUUAUUUUUCUGUAUAUUUUGUUUUGUGUAAAAAUACAUGUCGAGAGAAAGAGAGAGACAACAAUAAUGAUUUUUCAGCAGUCCUCUUCCCUUUGGUAUGUUAAAUGUGUCAGUGGGCAUACAAAGACUUUUACUGUGUUGAAUUAAAUAACAAUUGAUUAAAUUUGCA